Pocillopora meandrina is the source of this 402-nucleotide messenger RNA. NCBI's taxonomy places the organism in Eukaryota, Metazoa, Cnidaria, Anthozoa, Scleractinia, Pocilloporidae. The record is from the annotation of a GenBank genome assembly.
GAUUUUGUUUGGAACAUCUUAGCUCCUUCUAGAUAUAAAUCUUUAGAGCGACUUCAAACGAGGGCCUUAAGAAUUAUUCCGAAGGAUAGUAAUCUUAGUCGCCAUCAACUGUUGUGCCAAUUAAGUUGGAAGUCCCUUAAGGCACGUUCUAAUAUGCACAAUUUAUCUUUUGUUUAGAAGAGUCUCCAUUACAUUGCUCCAGAUCUUUUCAAGAGUUAUUUUAUCAAGUCUUCAGAUGUUUAUUCCACUAGGCGUAAUGGAUUAGAUAUUUUAAUUCCUAAAGUCCGUACAGAAUCUGCCAAGACAGGAACAUUUUAUAGUGGAGCCCAGGCUUUCAAUGACUUGCCACCGCAUCUAAAGGAAGUUGACUCUCUAGCGAUUUUUAAAACACAGCUUAAUGAU